Parathielavia appendiculata is the source of this 1173-nucleotide messenger RNA. Its product is annotated as PEBP-like protein. Gene Ontology annotation, molecular function: phospholipid binding; peptidase inhibitor activity. The transcript has 4 exons. Gene Ontology annotation, biological process: regulation of Ras protein signal transduction; regulation of proteolysis. Bases 80 to 820 code for a protein of 246 amino acids. The record is from RefSeq and is a predicted model, not a curated record. NCBI's taxonomy places the organism in Eukaryota, Fungi, Ascomycota, Sordariomycetes, Sordariales, Chaetomiaceae.
CACAAAAAUGAGCCUAUAACACGCUCCCUACUCUGAAAAUUCGCAGCCUUUGGGAUAUCAUCGGUCCAACCAGCCCGGUAUGGCCCAAUUCAUCCUUUUGUACGUCGUCCUCACUUGGCUCGUCGUUGGCCAUGCUCGAGAGCCACCCCAGCAGCAUGUCUUGGCUGGGCAACCCGACCCCAAGCCCUUCCCACAGGCUGCAGAAGUAGUUCGCGAGAAGUUAAAAGGCGCUGGCAUAAUUCCGCAUGUCAUCGAUGAUUUCUCACCGUCCCUAGGCCUCCACGCCACUUGGCCGUCCAAGGAACACGCCCUCCUCGGUAACACGCUCAAGCCCGAGAAGCUGCAAGAUGAGCCGUCCAUCGCCCUCCAUGACAUGCACGCCGCGUCCUCCCCAUCCAACCUCGUCGCCGCCAACGUAACCUAUGUCGUCGCCCUGACCGACCCGGACGCCCCCUCCCACGACAAGCCCAAGUGGGCCGAGUUUUGCCACUGGAUCGCGUCGGGGACCUUGAAACCCGCGCUCUGCGACCCCAAACAGCCGGUCCCCUGCCCCCCUAUGCUGACGGACCUCAACGAGAUCAUGUCGUACAAGCCUCCCGCGCCUCCCAAGAAAACGGGCCCGCAUCGUUAUGUGUUCCUGGCGUUCGUCCCGAGCAACGGGACGACGGACAAGCUGCACCUCUCGAAGCCGUCGGACCGGAAGCACUGGGGGUAUGAUACCGACAAGGGCGAGAUCAAGGGGGUGAGGGAGUGGGCUGAUGAGAAUGGGCUUGCGCCGGUCGGAGCCAACUUCAUCUAUGCCUUGAACAAGAAACAGUGAGUUCAAGGCUUUUACCUCGGAGCCCGCAGUUCGGCAGGGUGACUGGGAUCGUUUGUCUGCGUAGCUGGAAAAGAAGUUUAUGAAUGCAGUAGGUUAAUGAUUUUCUGGGUAUCUCAAUUCACAAGGUUUCGGUGGGAUUGGUGGACUCGGAGAGAUUCAGGUGGAAGUUCGUGAAUCUAAGGUGUAAUGGGAGAUUCUACGGCGAACUUGCCACGGGCUGAGGAGAAGCGGAGUGGUUGGCAGUCAGGUGAUUGUGGAUGUGUCUCAACUUCAAACCUCUGGGGUUGAAAUAGGUCUGAAGAAGCAAGUUACCAACUUAUUGUUCGUCGCUUAAUGUAACAAUUGGAAGUCUG